GCGCCUGCAUGGUAACUGCGAUAAGCACAAUCGGGGACGUGAAUAAGCCGACCCACCCACCCAGCAAUGAGAUCAUCGCCUGUUCCCCUCUCACUUCUCACAGUAUAAGUCAAUCGACUCACCUCUCUUUCUGUUUCCCUCCAUCAACAUUCAUUGCUUAUCAUCCCCCACAAUGGCCGCUCUCAAAGGUUUACGCUCUACCUACCGCCUGAACUCCGGCCAUGAGAUUCCGAUCCUAGGAUACGGGGUCUACCUGAUCCCCCAGUCGCAAACGGAGAAACCCACCCUGGAAGCACUCAAAAUUGGCUACCGUCAUGUCGAUUCAGCAAUCAUGUACCGCAAUGAGAAAGCAUGCGGCCGUGCCAUUGCAAAUUCAGGCCUGGACCGGUCGGAGAUCUUUUUCACCACCAAGAUUCCGCCAGAGAAGAUGGGCUACACCAGCACCAAGAAGGCGAUUGACUCCAGCCUGCGGGAAGCGGAGCAGGAGUACUUUGACCUCAUCCUGAUCCACGCCCCUUAUGGCGGAAAGGAGGGCCGUCUGGGCUCCUGGCGUGCGUUGGUGGAGGCGCAGAAGGCCGGCAAGACGAAGUCGAUUGGUGUGUCGAACUACGGCAUCCACCAUCUUGAGGAGCUGGAAGAGUACAUCAAGAGUGGCGGAGGCGGACAGAUCGAUGUCGGUCAGUACGAGCUUCACCCCUGGUGUGACCGCCCGGAGAUUGCGGCGUGGCUCCAGAAACGCAACAUCGUCGUCGAAGCCUAUUCGCCCUUGGCGCAUGGGACGCGGAUGGGUGAGCGUUUGCUGAAGGAGCUGGGGAAGAAGCACGGCAAGUCUCCGGCUCAGAUCAUGAUUCGGUGGGGAUUGCAGAAGGGCUUUGUUCCCCUUCCCAAGUCGGUGACACCCAGUCGCAUUAAGGAGAACGCGGAGGUGUUCGACUUCGAGCUAUCGGAGGAGGACAUGAAGGCGCUUCAGACGGGCAUCUACUCGCCGACAGACUGGGACCCGACGGUGGACUAUGACUAGAUGAUUGAAGGUGUGCCGAGUGGAUGAAGCAUAAUAUGUAGCGUAACUACCGUAAGAUAGAUAGCAAAGCAAAGCAAAGCAAGAAAGGGAAGGCGGCGGGCCGAGACGAAGGGCCGAUCGGAAGAGGGUCGCCGUAGCCGUUCAGAAUUUCCAACCCCGCCCC
This is a messenger RNA of Aspergillus homomorphus CBS 101889, 1184 nucleotides long. Its product is annotated as aldo/keto reductase. Bases 173 to 1021 code for a protein of 282 amino acids. The record is from RefSeq and is a predicted model, not a curated record. Lineage: Eukaryota; Fungi; Ascomycota; Eurotiomycetes; Eurotiales; Aspergillaceae. Gene Ontology annotation, molecular function: oxidoreductase activity. The transcript has 6 exons.